AUGUGCCCCAAGGUGAGGCGCGGCGGGGCGAGGUGGGAUGAGGUGGGGCGAGGUGGGACGAGGUGGGUGGGGCGGAUGGGUCAGUUGGAGCUAAGGGCUAAGGGCUUGCAUGUUCUGAAAAGGGUGUGUGUGCGUGCUGCGAAAUGUCACCGAACCUUGCAUCCGUCACCUGGCUCGUGCCCUUUCACGCUUACCAUGUUCCACCCCUCUCCCAGAGCCUUGCAUCUGUCGCCUUGGCGUUGCCCUCUCACGCUUACCACGCCUCACCCCCCUCACUCUCGUGUCACAGAGCCCUGCGUCUGUCGCCUUGGCGUUGCCCUCUCACGUUUGCCUCGCCUCACCUCCCUCACACUCGCUCACAACGGACUAGAGGCUCUCCCCGAAUCUCUCUCCUCCCUCACCGCCCUCCGCCAUCUCGACCUCUCCCACAACCGCCUCUCCUCUCCGCCCUUCCACCUCACGUCCGCCCUUCCACAUCUCCAGUGA
Molecule: messenger RNA, 486 nt
Organism: Closterium sp. Naga37s-1
Lineage: Eukaryota; Viridiplantae; Streptophyta; Zygnematophyceae; Desmidiales; Closteriaceae
Source: the annotation of a GenBank genome assembly